This is a messenger RNA of Naumovozyma dairenensis CBS 421, 663 nucleotides long. RefSeq names its product ESCRT-I subunit protein SRN2 (gene SRN2). The record is from RefSeq and is a predicted model, not a curated record. Lineage: Eukaryota; Fungi; Ascomycota; Saccharomycetes; Saccharomycetales; Saccharomycetaceae. The transcript has a single exon. The coding region runs from base 1 to 663 and encodes 220 amino acids.
AUGGUUUGUAUGAGAAAAGGAAAAGAAAUCAAAGUAAGAGCUACCGAGACAAGACACAGAGAAAAAGGUAAUGACGAGUACCAAAUGACGAUGGAAACCACUAUUAUUGCCGAUGGUAACACUACUACUACUAGCCUUGAGGAUGUACCCUUACCAGAAAACAUCCAAUUGUUAACGAACAGAGAAUUAUUAGGAUUAUUAACGGAGCAUGCAGAUAAAUUAUCAGAAUAUGUAACUAAAUUCCAUCCUUUGAAUGAUACGAUUAGUGAUAUUCAAACUUUAAAACAAAGACUACGUGAUUUGCAUGAACGAUUUGAUGAGUUGCAAUUGAAGCGUGAUGAUAUUAAGAAAGAAUUGGAAGAUUAUAAAGUAGUGGAAUCCAUGUACGUAAAGAAAUGGCAAGAUUUCCAUCAUUUAAUCCAGGAGAAGUAUAGUGAUGAUGCGUUGAGGAGAAAUGUGGAAAUGUAUUUGAAACGGUUAGAUAAUGAGUGUACAAAUUUAGAAGUUUCAAUGUAUGAUACUCAAGGGCAAGAUGGGAUGAAAAAUAUUGAUAUGAAUCAAUUGAAUUUGUUUGUUAAAGAAUAUUUAGAGAAAAGACAGAAAUUCCAUUUGAAUCAAGAAAAAUUGAACACAUGGAAUGAACAAGGGAGUCUGAGGCUGUGA